AUGGCGGAGAAUGUGACGGAUGACAAUUUCUCAUAUCUUGUUCUGAGUAAUAAGCUCCCCGUUGUUGUCCUUUUCCACGCUAAAACAUGGUCCGGUCCUUGCAGGAUGAUCAGUCCCUUGAUUGAUCAGCUUGCGGAGGAAUAUUCAGGAAGGAUCACGUGCUUCAAACUAGGCACUAGCAAAAAUCCCCAGUUGGCCGCCAAUUACAGCAUCCGAAGCGUUCCCGUUGUGCAGAUCUUCAAAUGCGGAUGCGCGGAUGAGACGAUAAUUGGCGCUGUGAGUUAUGGGGCCCUGCGAGCAACCCUCGAGAAAGUCUUAUGA
This is a messenger RNA of Closterium sp. Yama58-4, 321 nucleotides long. The record is from the annotation of a GenBank genome assembly. Lineage: Eukaryota; Viridiplantae; Streptophyta; Zygnematophyceae; Desmidiales; Closteriaceae.